CCAGUGGCAGACAGGCAUCAGUGGACAGUUGUCCUUCCCCACCUGGGCACCUCCUGUUCCUUUCCAUCUCCAGCCAGCCAGGGGAGACAGACCAAGGGUGAGGACCGGCCCCAUGACACGAAACACGGAUAUGCGCUGGCGCCUGCCGCUGGUGUGCAUCCUCUGGGAACUGGCCAUGAUUGUCCUUUUCGGCGUCUUCGUGCGCUUCAGCCCCGAAGCAGAUGCGGCCGGCUGGCAGAAGGAGAAGGCCCAGGGGAACGUCACCAGCGAUGUCGAGAAUGACUUCUAUUUCAGAUACCCGUCUUUCCAGGACGUCCAUGUGAUGAUUUUUGUGGGCUUUGGCUUUCUCAUGACCUUCCUCCAACGCUACGGCUUUGGAGCGGUGGGGUUCAACUUCCUCCUUGCCGCCUUUGGCGUGCAGUGGGCCCUUCUGAUGCAAGGCUGGUUCCAUACGUUUGAGCACGGGAAGAUCCUCAUUGGGGUGGAAAGCAUGAUUGGAGCAGAUUUCUGCGUGGGUUCCGUCUGCAUCGCCUUCGGCGCCCUCCUGGGCAAAGUCAGCCCCGUGCAGUUGCUCAUCAUGACCUUGUUCCAAGUGACCCUUUUUUCCGUGAACGAAUACAUCCUGCUGGACCUCCUCCAUGUUAAAGAUGCCGGGGGAUCCAUGACCAUCCACACCUUCGGUGCUUACUUUGGGCUAACCGUGACCGCCGUCUUGUACCGUCCAAACCUUGAGCAAACCAAAGACAAGCAGGGGUCGGUCUAUCACUCGGACCUCUUCUCUAUGAUCGGCACCUUGUUUCUCUGGAUGUACUGGCCCAGUUUUAACUCGGCCAUUUCCAACCACGGGGACGCCCAGCACCGGGCCGUCAUCAACACGUACUGCUCCCUCGCAGCUUGUGUGCUGACCACGGUGGCCACCUCCAGCCUGUUGCAGAAGAAAGGCAGUCUGAACAUGGUCCACAUCCAGAACGCCACCCUGGCCGGCGGGGUUGCUGUGGGGACAGCAGCCGAGAUGAUGCUGACCCCCUACGGUUCCCUCAUCGUCGGCGCCAUCUGUGGCAUUGUCACGACCGUGGGGUUUGUCUAUAUCACGCCUUUCCUGGCAUCCAAACUGCACAUCCAAGACACCUGUGGCAUCCACAACCUGCACGCCAUGCCUGGGCUAAUCGGAGGCAUUGUGGGAGCAUCCACGGCCGCCGCUGCCACGGAAGGAGAGUAUGGGAAAAAAGGGCUCAUCCAGGCUUUUGACUUCACCGGCAAAUACAGCUCGAGGACGCCAGUCAUCCAGGGAGGAUACCAGGCAGCUGGUAUUGCUGUGUCACUGGCCAUGGCCUUGGCAGGGGGAGCGAUUGUAGGUGGCAUUUUGAAAUUGCCUUUCUUUGGAGACCCCACGGAUGAAAACUGCUUUGAGGACAAUGUUUACUGGGAGGUACCCGGAGACGAGGAAAGCAACCUGUACUGUAUGAAUGACUCUAAUACGAAGACAGGGACAGAUCACUAAUUUGGCCUGAGCCGUCACCGGACAGGAAAACCAGAGAGAUAAUCAACCUCUCCAUUUGGUUUGCUCCCUCAAAGAAAUGUUUGUGGUUUCCUGGGAAACACAUCUAGUACACCAAGGCUCAGCUGGGUGCUCAGAUCUUCUCCCAAAGGCAGCAUGCAAGGUGACAAGGAUCUCCAAUCCUCUUGAGAACCUCCUCCAUCAUGUCUCCCACUGCCAGCAACCAAGGGAAAGCUGGAAGCAUCCUACGCUGGUGCCGGUCCAAACAGAAAGCAUCGCCAUCUCUGAAUGUGAGAGAUCUCUGCAUGACUGCAAAGAGUCAAAGAUCACACCCGGCCGAGAAGACGAGAAAUUCUAGAUCCUGGAAAAACCAAUAAAUGAUUUCAUUUCA
Messenger RNA from Pogona vitticeps (central bearded dragon), 1889 nucleotides. RefSeq names its product Rh family C glycoprotein (gene RHCG). Gene Ontology annotation, molecular function: ammonium channel activity. Gene Ontology annotation, cellular component: basolateral plasma membrane; apical plasma membrane; plasma membrane. Gene Ontology annotation, biological process: ammonium transmembrane transport; ammonium homeostasis. The record is from RefSeq and is a predicted model, not a curated record. NCBI's taxonomy places the organism in Eukaryota, Metazoa, Chordata, Lepidosauria, Squamata, Agamidae.